This is a messenger RNA of Lontra canadensis (Northern American river otter), 877 nucleotides long. It is a transcript of the gene EFCAB2, whose product is annotated as EF-hand calcium binding domain 2. Gene Ontology annotation, molecular function: calcium ion binding. Lineage: Eukaryota; Metazoa; Chordata; Mammalia; Carnivora; Mustelidae. The record is from RefSeq and is a predicted model, not a curated record. The transcript is spliced from 7 exons. Bases 178 to 672 code for a protein of 164 amino acids.
GGGAGGGAGAGGGGCGCGCGCUACGAGCCUCCCCCCGCCCCCGCCUCGGGGUCUCCCGCCCUCGGGGUUCGGAGCCGCCGGUGCCUCAGGCCAGACUCGCGCGAGGGCUAGAAGGGGCAAGGACGCCACGACCUAGGGUGACGCCAGGCAUCUCCCGGGCGACGGCUCCGCAGCAAGAUGGCGGACGAUAAAGAAAGGGAAGGCACAGAGCUAGUCGUAGCAGAAUAUCACAGAAAAAUCAAGGAGGCUUUUGAAGUGUUUGACCACGAGGCAAAUAAUACAGUGGAUGUGAGAGAGAUCGGUACAAUCAUCAGGUCACUAGGCUGCUGCCCCAGUGAAGGAGAGCUCCAUGACCUGAUUGCAGAGGUAGAGGAAGAAGAACCCACUGGAUACAUUCGAUAUGAGAAAUUUCUUCCAGUGAUGACCGAAGUACUGCUGGAAAGAAGAUACAGACCGAUUCCAGAAGAUACCCUUCUUCGAGCGUUUGAGGUGUUAGAUCCAUCUAAACGUGGAUUUCUGACUAAGGAAGAACUGAUCGAGUAUAUGACUGAAGAAGGUGAGCCUUUUUCUCAGGAAGAAAUGGAAGAAAUGCUGUCUGCUGCCGUUGACCCAGAAUCGAAUUGCAUUCAUUACAAGGACUACAUAGCCAUGAUGGUGGUGGACGAGAGCUAAGUACCCUGGAGACUCAUUGAAAGGACAACUAUAGAGAUGGCCUGUCCUCGUUAAUUUCACAUCUUAUAAUUAAUGCCCAGUGACAACUAUUUUGCAGUACUUUGGAUUGUAAAGAUGAGCACAAAUUUAUUUGGUAUGUCUAGCCUUAUGGAAUGACCAAUGGCUAAUUAUUUUAAAGCUUGUUCUUAAAAACAUUUUAGCAUUA